Microcebus murinus (gray mouse lemur) is the source of this 12587-nucleotide messenger RNA. It is a transcript of the gene SPEG, whose product is annotated as striated muscle enriched protein kinase. Gene Ontology annotation, molecular function: protein kinase activity; ATP binding; protein binding. Lineage: Eukaryota; Metazoa; Chordata; Mammalia; Primates; Cheirogaleidae. The record is from RefSeq and is a predicted model, not a curated record. Gene Ontology annotation, biological process: protein phosphorylation.
UCGCACAGCCUGGGGGUUGGGGACCGUAGCACUACACUACCCUGUCCCCUUUCCUGCCACUCUGAAAGAGUUUGAGGUUGAGGUGGAGUUGUGCUCAAACCGACUGGGAGGGGACUGCUGGUGCCCCCUGCGGGUGGGUGACAUUGGGUUUUUUUCUCUCCUUUCUGUGUUGACUCACCACCUCCACUGUGGCUGUGGUCCCAUUUGUUUCCUUGCAUGCCUAGGUGAGCACACGUGGGCCCUGACAGGAGGUCUUCUGGGUGCUGUCAGGAGGAAGGGGGAUGUGGGAGACCCCAGGGGCCCGAGCCUCCAUCCUGCAUAGGUCUCAUAUAGUUAAGCCCAAGAUUCUAGCAUUUUCCAUCAAAGACCUUGGCCUCUUCACUAUACUUUAGCUGGCACUGUUUUCUUGUCACAGUGUCACAGCAGAAAAAGACUUGUUUAUUGGAGGUCAUGAAUGCAAAAGGAAAGGAAGAAAACCAUAGGACCAAUGUCUACACCCUCCUGCCCCAGGUCCCCAGCUGCCUGCUGUAUAGUUGCAGGUUGUUCCUUGCCAUGGCAGUGGCUGCCGAUGGAGGGCCAUGCCAUGUGGCCCCUGUUGUCAGCCCUUGGCGGGGUUUGGGCAACAUCUGGAAAAGCAGCAGGGCAUGGUCCCCUUGCCCAGACUCAGCCCUCCCUCCCCCACUCCUGUCUGCCAGAAACAGGUCUGCCUGACAGGUUGGCUACCCAAGGCUGUUACCUGGAGUGGGACAUCAUCACUCUUGGCCUGUCAGAGUGGGGAGCUAAUUUACUAUUGGUACUAAUGCUGUCUCUAACCUGCAGCAACCGCAGAGUCAUACGGAAGCAAUUAAACACUUCUGGGGCUAGGUCAGGCUGACCGUGUGAGAUUCUCUCUGGGGCCUUGUACAUUUUAAACAAAACCCAAAACCUUCUCAGCACCACUCUUCUCCUUGUCCAAGAGGUGGCCCCCUGUGGGAUGUCAGGCCAGCCCAUGCCUGCCUUUCUCGCUUUCCACGGGCAAUUUAAAGAGAUGCCUGUGGGGAACCUGCCAAGAUGGUGCGUGUGGAGGGCAGUUUGGGAGGGGCCAAACCACAGAGAAAUGUUGGUUAACCUGCUGCAUGUCACUGCUUCCUCAAAAAUCCAGAGUCCCCUUUGCCUACAGAGUAAAGGCCACAUGCUUUCAGCUGGCCUCUACUGUCUGGACCCAGAGGCCUGAGGCCGACCCUGGGAGGCACCUGCUCUAGCGUUAAGACGCCCCACUCCUGACUUCUUUACCCAGUUCUACAGCCAGACGGUGGCGCCACAGCCCUCUGCACACGUGCUUUUUGCCUCAAACAUUUGCUUGUGCGGUUUCCUCUGCCUAGAAUGCUUUUCCCUUUUUCUUACUUAAACCAAACUCUAAUUCCAAUACUGCCCCUUCCCUCUGUUCAGUCUUCCUCCCUGAGCCAAAAGUCAUCUCCUGCUCUCUGUACCCUGUGGCCCUUAUCUGCUUCUCUUUCACUACCUUAUCAUUUGUGCUUGCUAUUAUAGUUGUUUGUGUGUCUGACUUGUCUUCUCCACCAGCCGGAGGCUCCUGAAGACACUACCAUGUCUUUACCAUUCCUUAGCCCUCACAGCCAUGCCUGGGGGCCCUCCUGAACAGUCAGGGGCUGUGCGUGAGGUGGCAGUGGGUGGACAGAGGUCCCUGUGGCUUCGCAAGCCUGUGGAACAACCGGGGUAACAUGCAGAGGCUGGGUAGGACAUGCAGCUUCAAGGGUGAUAAAGCUCUGCCUAAGAGUGUGGGUGGGAUAGGAGAGAAGACCCUGGAGCACUGGUCCUCAAAGUGUGGUCCCCAGACCAGCAGCAUCAGCAUCACCUGGGAAAUGUGUCAGAAAUAUAUAUUAUUGGCCCCAGCCCAGUCUUGCCGAAUCAGAAACUCUGGGAGUGGGGCCCAGCAAUCUGUGGUCUAAGGAGCCAUCCAGGUGAUCUGAUGUACAGGAAACUUUGAGAACCACUGCCAUAGAGUUAGAGACCUUGCCCAAGAUGGGAGGCCAGAGGGUGCCAUGGGAAGGAGAUGGACUGUGGAGUCAGACCUCCUAGGUCCAAAGCCCUGAUCUGAAGUUCAAUGUCCCAGUGAGAUGAGACUCAGUGAUACCAUCUCUUAGGGGUGUCCUUCUCCCAUGAGGAUCAGUAGUGGUCUCUAAACUUUCAUGUACAUAAGAGUCACCUGGGGUGCUUUUUUAAAAUGCAGUUUCUUGACUCCCCAUUUCAGGGAAUCUAAUUCUGCUGGCUGGAGUAAGGCUGAGGAAUCUAUAGUUUAAAUAAGCCCCAGGCGGUCCUGAUGUGGUUAGUUCAAGGAUUGUUCUUAGAAGCCCUGAUGCACAGAGCCUUGUGCAACACCUUUCGUGUACUAGAUGCUAGCAGUGGUGGCUGCAACUAUGUCUAUUGUGUGAACACCGCAGGGGGCGUUGGAAACAGUUGGGACCAGCUGGAUGUGCUGGUCUGGGGAGAGAAGGUUUCCCAUGGGCUCCCAAGUGCCAGUAUUUUCGUUAAAUGAGUUUGACCUGGGAGCAAUGUUGAAAGGACAGACAUGGGCACAGGGUCUGCGUGGGAGGUGGCCGGCAAGUGUGAAGGGGCGGCACUUCCACGGUGAGUCGUUCAGGGCCGGUGAGUGUAUGUACCUCUCCGGUUUAGAGGGCACCUGCUCCCAGCUUCCUAGCUGGUGAAAAUGUGUUGUCCACAGAGAGAGCUGGGAUUGUGGAUGGGUCAGGGCCAGGAUAUCAGGGACUGGCUACAAAGGUGGCUUUGGCUAGGGGGCCAGGGAAACCUAGGUGGUACCAGAGCCUGAUGUGAAGCCCCUGGGAUCCUCCAUCAGCUUCCUUGGCCAUGAAGUUUUAGGGGUAUGGAGGGGCAGGGACCAAUGUCUUGUAUCAGAGGCCUCAUUCUGCCCCCUCUGGAGCCUGAGCCUUCUGCGUGGGCUGCUCUGACUGUCCCUGUCUCUCCAGGGGCUUGAGAACAGGCUUGCUUGGUGGCUGGAUGCCCCAGAGUGCUAUUCCCCCAAACACCACCAGGGGUCGCUGAGGCUGCCUUUAAACCUUGCCAAUCCAGCAUGAAUUCCCGCUCUCCCUCUCUGGGCCUGGGGCGCCUCAGCACUGCUCAGCCUGGGGGUGACUCUGGAGCAGGGCUCCACAGAGGGGAGGGGGUGCUGCCUCCAGGGGCCAUGCCUGCGAUCUCACCGUCAGCUGGGGGUCAUGCCUCAAGCACCAAGUGCCAUUCUGACUUCCCUUCCCAUCCCUACCUCAAGAAGCCAGCCUGAAUGGUGAGCCCCUCCUCCUCCUGCCCCCCACCCCUCCUUCCUCACUGCAAUGCCGGGAAACAUAGGUCACAGCUUGGGAAUGUGGCCCUGGGCGGGGCUGAGGUGGUGGGAGGAGGAGGAAGGACAUGUGACCCCUGCUCAAUACCCCCUUCUCUCUGGCUGUUUCCAAACCCCUUCCCAGCCUAGGUACAAAUGGGUGCUAGUUACGAGGGGUCAUCUGGGGGAAGCAGCCCCUGUUCUCCUCACUGUUGGCCCUGGUGGGGCCAAUGGAUGAAGGCAAGUUGCCAACAGGUGUCCCAGCAGAGCUGGCAGGAGGGUGGCUGCAGGGCCAAACCUGCCAUGGCAGGAACUGGGAGGCACAGGUGGGAUCUGGGCUCCCUCCGGUUGAGGGGGACACCUCUGGGAAUGAGGGCGAAGGUCUUGACAGUUCUGAGUCUCAGCACAGGGGAAACGGUGCAGCCUGGCUCUGUAGUAUUUGAGGCUCGUCAGCGCAUUCCCAGGCUGGGUUUCUUGGUGGUUUGGUCAGGACGAUGGCAACAGGGGGGCCAUUUGCCGCGGGGACGUGUCAGAGCUAAUCAGGGCGAGUGUCUUCAAUGCCAUGGUGCAGUGCCUCCCCUCCCCUUCCUGCUCUGGGAACUGAGGCCCCCACACCUUGACUCAAGGCACCACCGAGGGGCUUUGCUCUUGUCAGAGUCCAGAAGCUGUAAGGAGAGAAAAGGCAGAUCCUGCUGCCGCUGCCGGGGAAUGAGCAGGGUGGCUAAAUUCAGCCUGGCUGUGCUCUGCCCCUCCCCGCUCCUCCCCUCCACUCCAGGGCCCAGGCUCCCUGCGGUCUCAGCAGGCACCACCUUCCCAGCCAGCUGCCGGCCUGCCACCCAGCCUCUCCCCUGGCCAGCCCUCACCUCCUUCCCCCGCCCUGGGCCUUCUCAGUGUGGGCUGUCAGCUGGGUCAGCCAGCCCACUGAGCUAAGCUGGGGCUGGGCUCCUGGGCUCCUGGGCUCCUGCUCCCUGGGGAGCCAGGUGGGGUGGGCAGAGGGCAGGCAGCAGGAGGGCCUGGUGCCAGGGCAGAGCUUUGGGACAGGCGCAGGCUGGGGUCCGUGUGCAGAGCCUCGGGUGGGUCCUCGUCCCCUUUCAGCAGCCCCAUCACCUCGGACGAGGAGUACCUGAGCCCCCCAGAGGAUUUCCCGGAGCCUGGAGAGAGCUGGCCCCGAACCCCCACCAUGAAGCUCAGUCCCAGCCAGAACCGCCGUUCUUCUGACACUGGCUCCAAAGCACCCCCCACCUUCAAGGUCUCACUUAUGGACCAGUCAGUAAGAGAAGGCCAAGACGUCAUCAUGAGUAUCCGCGUGCAGGGGGAGCCCAAGCCCGUGGUCUCCUGGCUGAGAAACCGCCAGCCCGUGCGCCCCGACCAGCGGCGCUUCGCAGAGGAGGCGGAGGGCGGGCUGUGCCGGCUGCGGAUCCUGGCUGCGGAGCGCGGCGAUGCCGGCUUCUACACGUGCAAGGCGGUCAACGAGUAUGGCGCUCGGCAGUGCGAGGCCCGCUUGGAGGUCCGAGCACACCCUGAAAGCCGGUCCUUGGCCGUGCUGGCCCCCCUGCAGGACGUGGACGUGGGGGCCGGGGAGAUGGCGCUGUUUGAGUGCCUGGUGGCGGGUCCCACUGAUGUGGAGGUGGACUGGUUGUGCCGAGGCCGCCUGCUGCAGCCUGCGCUGCUCAAAUGCAAGAUGCAUUUCGAUGGCCGCAAAUGCAAGCUGCUGCUCACCUCUGUGCAUGAGGACGACAGUGGUGUCUACACCUGCAAGCUCAGCACGGCCAAAGAUGAGCUGACCUGCAGUGCCCGGCUGACCGUGCGGCCCUCGCUGGCGCCUCUGUUCACACGGCUGCUGGAAGACGUGGAGGUGCUGGAGGGCCGAGCCGCCCGCUUCGACUGCAAGAUCAGUGGCACCCCACCCCCCUCAGUUACCUGGACUCACUUUGGCCACCCCGUGGAGGAGAGCGAGAACUUGCGGCUGCAGCAGGAUGGGGGUCUGCACUCACUGCACAUCGCCCAUGUGGGCAGCGAGGAUGAGGGGCUCUAUGAGGUCAGUGCCACCAACACCCAUGGCCAGGCCCACUGCUCAGCCCAGCUCUACGUGGAGGAGCCCCGGACAGCUGCCUCAGGCCCCAGCUCGAAGCUGGAGAAGAUGCCAUCCAUCCCCGAGGAGCCAGAGCAGGGCGAGCUGGAGCGGCUGUCCAUUCCCGACUUCCUGCGGCCACUGCAGGACCUGGAGGUGGGCCUGGCCAAGGAGGCCAUGCUGGAGUGCCAGGUGACUGGCCUGCCCUACCCCACCAUCAGCUGGUUCCACAAUGGCCACCGCAUCCAGAGCAGUGACGACCGGCGCAUGACACAGUACAGAGAUGUACAUCGCUUGGUGUUCCCUGCCGUGGGGCCUCAGCAUGCUGGCGUCUACAAGAGUGUCAUCGCCAACAAGCUUGGCAAAGCUGCCUGCUAUGCCCACCUGUAUGUCACAGAUGUGGUUCCAGGCCCCCCAGAUGGCGUCCCGCAGGUGGUAGCUGUGACUGGGAGGAUGGUCACACUCACAUGGAACCCCCCCAGAAGUCUGGACAUGGCCAUCGACCCGGACUCCCUCACCUACACGGUACAGCACCAGGUGCUGGGCUCGGACCAGUGGACAGUGCUGGCCACAGGCCUACGGGAGCCUGGCUGGGUGGCCACGGGGCUGCGGAAGGGGCCCCAGCACGUGUUCCGGGUCCUCACCACCACCGUCAAGAGCAGCAGCAAGCCCUCGCCCCCCUCUGAGCCUGUGCAGCUGCUGGAGCGCGGCCCGCCCCUGGAGGAGGCCCCUGCUGUGCUGGACAAACCGGACAUCGUGUAUGUGGUAGAGGGACAGCCUGCCAGUGUCACUGUCACCUUCAACCAUGUGGAGGCCCAAGUCGUCUGGAGGAGCUGCCGGGGGGCCCUCCUAGAGGCCCGGGCAGGUGUGUACGAGCUGAGCCAGCCAGAUGACGACCAGUACUGCCUUCGGAUCUGCCGGGUGAGCCGCCGGGACAUCGGGGCCCUCACCUGCACUGCUCGAAACCGACACGGCACGCAGACCUGCUCAGUCACACUGGAGCUGGCAGAGGCCCCUCGGUUUGAGUCCAUCAUGGAGGAUGUGGAGGUGGGGGCCGGGGAAACCGCUCGCUUUGCUGUGGUGGUUGAGGGGAAACCACUGCCAGACAUCAUGUGGUACAAGGACGAGAUGCUGCUGGCCGAGAGCAGCCACGUGAGCUUCGUGUACGAGGAGAACGAGUGCUCCUUGGUGGUGCUGAGCACAGGGGCCCAGGAUGGAGGCGUCUACACCUGCAUAGCCCAGAACCUGGCAGGCGAGGUCUCCUGCAAAGCAGAGCUGGCUGUGCAUUCAGCUCAGACAGCUAUGGAAGUCGAGGGGGUCAGGGAAGACGAGGAGCAUCGAGGAAGGAGACUGAGCGACUUCUAUGACAUCCACCAGGAGAUUGGCAGGGGUGCCUUCUCCUACCUGCGGCGCGUGGUGGAACGGAGCUCCAACCUGGAGUUUGCAGCCAAGUUCAUCCCCAGCCAGGCCAAGCCAAAGGCAUCAGCAUGGCGGGAGGCCCGGCUGCUGGCCCGGCUCCAGCACGACUGUGUCCUCUACUUCCAUGAGGCCUUCGAGAGGCGCCGGGGACUGGUCAUUGUCACGGAGCUCUGCACAGAGGAGCUGCUGGAGCGAAUGGCCAGGAAACCCACCGUGUGUGAGUCUGAGAUCCGGGUCUAUAUGCAGCAGGUACUAGAGGGAAUACGCUACCUGCACCAGAGCCAUGUGCUGCACCUCGAUGUCAAGCCCGAGAACCUGCUGGUAUGGGAUGGUGCAGAGGGUGAAGAGCAGGUGCGGAUCUGCGACUUUGGGAAUGCCCAGGAACUGAUUCCAGGAGAGCCUCAGUACUGCCAAUAUGGCACACCUGAGUUUGUGGCACCUGAGAUUGUCAACCAGAGCCCUGUGUCGGGAGUCACUGACAUCUGGCCCGUGGGCGUCGUUGCCUUCCUCUGUCUGACAGGAAUCUCCCCGUUUGUUGGGGAAAAUGAUCGGACAACAUUGAUGAACAUCCGAAACUACAAUGUGGCCUUUGAGGAGACCACGUUCCUGAGCCUGAGCAGGGAGGCCCGGGGCUUCCUCAUCAAAGUGCUGGUGCAGGACCAGCUGAGACCUACCGCAGAGGAGACCCUAGAACAUCCUUGGUUCAAAACUCAGGCAAAGGGCGCAGAGGUGAGCACAGAUCACCUAAAGCUGUUUCUGUCUCGGCGGAGGUGGCAGCGCUCCCAGAUCAGCUACAAAUGCCACCUGGUGCUGCGCCCCAUCCCCGAGCUGCUGCGUGCCCCUCCGGAGCGGGUGUGGGUGACCAUGCCCAGAAGACCACCCCCCAGCGGGGGGCUCUCAUCCUCCUCCGAUUCUGAAGAGGAAGAGCUUGAAGAGCUGCCCUCAGUGCCCCGCCCCCUGCAGCCCGAGUUCUCUGGCUCCCGGGUGUCCCUCACCGACAUUCCCACUGAGGAUGAGGCCCUGGGGACCCCAGAGGCUAGGGCUUCCACCCCCAUGGACUGGCAAGAACAGGGAAGGGUUCCCUCGCAGGAUCAGGAGGCUCCCAGCCCUCAGGCCCUCCCCUCCCCAGGCCAGGAGCCCCCAGCUGGGCCCAGCCCCAGGCGGGGAGAGCUCCGCAGAGGCAGCUCUGCCGAGAGCGCCCUGCCCCGGGCCGGGCCGCGGGAGCCGGGCCGGGGCCUGCACAAGGCAGCGUCUGUGGAGCUGCCGCAGCGCCGGAGCCCCAGCCCGGGGGCCACGCGCCUGGCCCGGGGAGGCCUGGGUGAGGGUGAGUACGCCCAGAGGCUGCAGGCCCUGCGCCAGCGGCUGCUGCGGGGAGGCCCUGAGGAUGGCAAGGUCAGCGGCCUCAGGGGCCCCCUGCUGGAGAGCCUGGGGGGCCGUGCCCGGGACCCCCGGAUGGCACGAGCUGCCUCCAGUGAGGCAGCGCCCCACCACCAGCCCCCACCCGAGACUCGAGGCCUGCAAAAGAGCAGCAGCUUCUCACAGGGUGAGGCGGAGCCCCGGGGCCGGCACCGCCGCGCUGGGGCGCCCCUUGAGAUCCCGGUGGCCAGGCUUGGGGCCCGCAAGCUACAGGAGUCUCCCUCCCUGUCUGCCCUCAGUGAGGCCCAGCCGUCCAGCCCUGUGCGGCGCAGCGCCCCCAAACCCAGUACUCCCAAGUCUGUGGAACCCUCUGCCACCACACCCAGUGAUGCUCCGCAGCCCCCGGCACCCCAGCCUGCCCAAGACAAGGCCCCAGAACCCACACCAGAGCAAGGCCGAGCCUCCAAGCCCGCACAGCCCCCCGUGGCCCUGCAAACCCCAGCGCUGCCCCUCACACCCUAUGCCCAGAUUAUGCAGUCGCUUCAGCUGUCGGGCCACACCCAGGGCGCCCAGCAGGGCCCUGCUGCGCCUCCGUCAGAGCCCAAGCCCCACGCAGCUGUGUUCGCCAGGGUGGCCUCGCCCCCUCUGGGAGCCCCCGAGAAGCGCGUGCCCUCAGCGGCGGCUCCCCCAGUGCUAGCUGAGAAAGCCCGGGUCCCCACGGUGCCCGCCAGGCCGGGCAGCAGCCUCAGCAGCAGCAUCGAGAACCUGGAGUCUGAGGCCCUGUUUGAGGCCAAAUUCAAGCGCAGCCGCCAGUCGCCCCUGUCGCGGGGGCUGCGGCUGCUGAGCCGCUCUCGCUCGGAGGAGCGCGGCCCCUUCCGCGGGGCUACGGAGGAGGACGGCAUGUACCGGCCCAGCCCGGCGGGGACCCCGCUGGAGCUGGUGCGACGGCCCGAGCGCUCGCGCUCUGUGCAGGACCUCAGGGCAGUCGGGGAGCCCGGCCUUGUCCGCCGCCUCUCGCUGUCGCUGUCCCAGCGGCUGCGGCGGACCCCGCCCGCGCAGCGGCACCCAGCCUGGGAGGCCCGCGGCGGGGACGGGGAGAGCUCGGAGGGCGGGAGCUCAGCGCGGGCCUCCCCGGUGCUGACGGUGCGCAGGCGGCUCAGCUCCACGCUGGAGCGGCUGUCCAGCCGGUUGCAGCGCAGCGGCAGCAGCGAGGACUCGGGGAGUGGGUCGGGUCGCAGCACGCCCCUGUUCGGACGGCUGCGCAGGGCCACGUCGGAAGGCGAGAGUCUGCGGCGCCUCGACAUCCCGCACAACCAGCUGGCCGCACAGGCGGGCGCCACCACGCCUUCCGCCGAGUCUCUGGGCUCUGAGGCCAGCGGCACCUCCGGCUCCUCAGCUCCAGGGGAAAGCCGAAGCCGGCUACGCUGGGGCCUCUCUCGGCUGCGGAAGGACAAGGGGUUAUCACAACCAAACCUCUCUGCCAGCGUCCAGGAGGACUUGGGUCACCAGUAUGUGCGCAGUGAGUCAGACUUCCCCCCAGUCUUCCACAUCAAACUCAAGGACCAGGUGCUGCUGGAGGGGGAGGCAGCCACCCUGCUCUGCCUGCCAGCGGCCUGCCCUGCACCGCACAUCUCUUGGAUGAAAGACAAGAAGUCCCUGCGGUCAGAGCCCUCGGUGAUCAUCGUGUCCUGCAAAGAUGGGCGGCAGCUGCUGAGCAUCCCCCGGGCGGGCAAGCGGCACGCCGGGCUCUAUGAAUGUUCAGCUACCAAUGUCCUAGGCAGCAUCACCAGUUCCUGUACCGUGGCUGUGGCCCGAGUCCCAGGAAAGCUAGCUCCUCCCGAGGUGCCCCAGACCUACCAGGACACGGCACUGGUGCUGUGGAAGCCGGGAGACAGCCGGGCGCCUUGCACGUACACGCUGGAGCGGCGGGUGGAUGGGGAAUCCGUCUGGCACCCUGUGAGCUCAGGCAUCCCUGACUGCUACUACAAUGUGACCCACCUGCCAAUUGGUGUGACCGUGAGGUUCCGUGUGGCCUGUGCCAACCGUGCUGGGCAGGGGCCCUUCAGCAACCCUUCUGAGAAGGUCCUUGUCAGGGGCACUCAAGAUUCUUCAGCUUUGCCAUCUGCUGCUCACCAAGAGGUCCCUGUUACCUCAGGGCCAGCCAGGGCCCCACCUCCUGACUCUCCUACCUCACCGGCCCUGCCCCCAGCUCCUGCUCCCCCAGCGCCCCCAUUGGUCACUCUCAGCCCCUCAUCGCCCCCCACAUCCCCCAGCCAGGCCUUGUCCUCUCUCAAGGCUGUGGGUCCACCUCCCCAAACCCCUCCACGAAAGCACAGGGGCCUGCAGGCUGCCCGGCAAGCAGAGCCCACCCUACCCAGUGUCCAGGUCACCCCAAAUGAGCCCAAGUCUUUUGUCCCUGACACUGGGACCCCAACCCCAGCCUCCACCCCUCAAGAGGUUAAACCAGCGCCUUCCUCUACUCCCCUGUAUAUGGUGACUUCCUUCGUGUCUGCCCCACCUGCCCCCGAGCCCCCAGCCCCCGAGCCCCCUCCCGAGCCCACCAAGGUGACUGUGCGGAGCCUCAGCCCAGCCCGGGAGGUAGUCAGUGCCCCUGGGAGCAGUCCCCGCAGCUCGCCCGGGCCAGAGAGUACCACUCUUCGACAGGGUCCCCCUCAGAAACCCUACACCUUCCUGGAGGAGAAGGCCAGGGGCCGCUUUGGUGUUGUCCGAGCAUGCCGGGAGAAUGCCACCGGGCGAACGUUCGUGGCCAAGAUCGUGCCCUAUGCAGCUGAGGGCAAGCGGCAAGUCCUGCAGGAAUAUGAAGUGCUGCGGACGCUGCACCAUGAGCGGCUCAUGUCCCUGCACGAGGCCUACAUCACCCCCCGUUACCUUGUGCUCAUUGCCGAGAGCUGCGGCAACCGGGAACUCCUCUGUGGGCUCAGCGACAGGUUCCGGUAUUCAGAGGAUGACGUAGCCACCUACGUGGCACAGCUGCUACAAGGCCUGGACUACCUCCAUGGCCGCCAUGUGCUACACCUAGACAUCAAGCCGGACAACCUGCUGCUGGCCCCUGACAACACCCUCAAGAUCGUGGACUUCGGCAGUGCCCAGCCCUACAACCCUCAGGCCCUGCGGCCCCUUGGCCGCCGCACGGGCACACUGGAGUUCAUGGCUCCUGAGAUGGUGAAGGGAGAACCUAUCGGCUCUGCCACGGACAUCUGGGGAGCCGGUGUGCUCACCUACAUCAUGCUCAGUGGACGCUCCCCAUUCUAUGAGCCAGACCCGCAGGAAACAGAGGCUCGGAUUGUAGGGGGCCGCUUUGAUGCCUUCCAGCUAUACCCCAAUACUUCCCAGAGCGCCACCCUCUUCUUGCGAAAGGUCCUCUCAGUACACCCCUGGAGCCGGCCCUCCCUGCAGGACUGCCUGGCCCACCCCUGGCUGCAGGACGCCUACUUGAUGAAGCUGCGCCGCCAGACGCUCACCUUCACCACCAACCGGCUCAAGGAGUUCUUGGGUGAACAGCGGCGGCGCCGGGCAGAGGCCGCCACCCGCCACAAGGUGCUGCUGCGCUCCUACCCUGGUGGCCCCUAGCGGCAUGGACCACAACCCAGCCUCAGGCUUUGACUGGGGGUUCCCCAUGAUGCCGCGGGACAUUCCAGGGCCGGCACUGAGCCGGGUGGGCCUGGGGCUUUGGAUACCACCACCAGCAACAUCUGGCCGGGCUCUUACCUCAUGGACCUGCGGGGACAGAGGCCCUGGGGCUUUGGCCUGAUGUCACCCCAGGCCGGAGGCACAAUGGGAGACUCGUUGGCCAGGCUGGGCAAGGGUGGGAACAGGCAGAAGGGCAAGAAGGGAAUAGGGAAGUGAAGAGGAAAAGAAGCCAAGGGAUAGGGAGAGGAGACUCUAGGAAGGUUCUAGGGUGGGGGGUGCAUCUCAGGGAGAGUGUGGCAGGGUGAGUGUGGCUACUGAGAAGGAAGCGGAAGGAGCCCAGGGUGUCAGGACAGUGGGCUGGGAGUGUCAGCGAAGCAGGGGCAGGACACGGAGACAGUGCCAGGGAGCCAGGGCCAAGACGUGAGUGAGGGCAGUGAGGCGCAGCGAAGGAGAGGAAGAGGCCUUGGGUGGAGGGGGUGGGCCAGCCGCUGCCAUCCUGGAGAAGCGCGGAGAGCAGGAUCUCCUGGCCCAUAAAUGCAGCUCUGGGUACUCUAUGCUGGCCCGAGGAUGUCCCCACCAUCUCUCCAUGGCCUUUGUCCUUCUUCCCAUGCAUAUUUAUUUAUUUAUUGACUUUUAUGAAGUUUUCCCUUCCAUUCAAUCCCUAUUGCCCGUGUUGUCCUGACCAUCCCCCCAGCCAUCCAGCUGUCUGUGCAGCUGUCUGUCUGUCUGUCACAAGGAAAAUAAAAAUGGCAAGCAGCAGGA